AUGACGCCCAGCGUGAGCCUCGCUAAAUCUCGCGCCCAGUCCUCACGUCUCCCGAACACGGGGUCGCGACUAUAUGCGAACAGGCUCGUCGCAACCCUCGGAUCAAGAUCCAUCACACGCCGCCUCAACAGGAAGACCAUACUGGACGUGGACGUUCCCAAAGCUUGCAAUGUGAUUAUGGAUCCGCAGGCUCCCAUGGCCCUCCGCCUCCAGGGAAACCUCCUGUACGGCGUCUCGCGCGUCUACAGCCAGCAAUGUGGAUACACGCUCACCGACGUGCAAUCCAUGCACGACCGCAUGAAGACCAUGCUGCGUAUCCUGCCCGGGGGCGCGCUCGACCCGAUGGCAGGGAAGAUCCGCCCAGACCAGCUCAUCCUCCCCUACGAUCCGUCCUUCACCCCCGAAAACGACCUCCCGGGCCUGGACAUCGAUCUCGCCAAACUCACUCUUCUCGCAGAACCCACUUCUACUGAAUUUGCGUGGCCCGUAACCCCAGACCUGAGCCAAUCGGUCCUCUCGCAGAACCCAAGUCUCCAACUUAGCUUCGGGUCUGGAGCAGAGGACAUCGUCAUGGCGGACGUCGGGGGUUCCGAGCCCAGCUCGGUGCACUUUGACUUCAACCGUCUUGAUACUUCUGCGCUGCAUGAGGAAGAAGAGGAGGGUGUGCUGUUGCAGCCGGAUUUCGAGUUCGACGAGGAUGGGAAUAUCAUCGAGUUUAGUGGCCACCGGAGGACGUUUCUGCCGCGCUUUGAGACGCCACUUGUUGCGCGGGAGAGUGAUGAACUCACGCUGGAGUAUCAGGAAAUGCCCAUCGACGACAUGCCUCCUGGAUCCCGAGAAAACACACCCACGCCUCACUCUCGACCCGCGAGCAAAGACGCCUCGGACAAGUCCCCAGCCGCGAAUGUAGCCGAGCGCAGCGCAACUGUCCCGCAAAGGCGCAGGAAGCACAAAACCGUCGUGGUGUUUGACGAGCAAACCGCGCUGCGGAAUUCAGAGCUUGCACAGAUGAACGGCGAGUACGUGCAGAACAUGGCCACCGCGUCUCGACAGAAGAAGCAGAACCGACGACAGACACAGGCGAAGAAGAAUGCGGCCUUCUGGGUGUUUGGACGGGGCAUCGGCGCGGUGGGCGUGGGUGUUGGCGCUUCGCGGGUGGCGCAUCCUCUUGUUGGGUUCUCCGGACAGGAGUUGAUUAACCUGGUCCGUCCGGAGGGUAAGAACAGGCAGAACGGAUGCAAGCGCGGUCGUGAUGCGGAGGGCUACAGCGACACUGAGUCUGGUUCUGAGGGACGGCGCGUGCGUGCGCGAGAGGAGGUUGAGGAGCAGAUUGGUCGUGGGGACGGUCUGCAGAAGAAUGAUGUCUGGAGUGAGGAGGUCGAGUUCGGUCGCCAUGCAUCGUCCGCCCUGCGGGACGACUCCUCCCAGAUGCCCUGGAACAUCACUGCCUCCGUGCAGAGCUCCCGCCACGGAUCUUCCGCCGCGAAUCUCUUCCGUGGAGUUGGUAGCUCCUCGUGGGGCAUGCCGGACUCGGCGGGCUUGGGGCGCCCACGGAGCCGUCUCACCAGCGCGAGUCCACUGGCCGGCCGCGGGUUCCCCUUCGACGUCGAGGGCCUGGAUAGUCUCGCCAUUCCAGGCGCCCAAGGCGAUGAUAUCGACGUGCUGGGCGAUUUCGGUCUGAACCAGUAUCUUCAGACGGGGCUGUACGUGGACGACUGUGGCGGCGAGAGAGCUACAGCCCCAGAGGGAGGCGCAGCUGGGUGGAAGGGGUCGGCUGCUCUGGCGAAGAAGCUCGAAAACGCGACUCUAGACCAGGACAGCCAGAAUUUCUUGCGGUUCUUGAUUGACAAGCUUCCGGCCGCUGAAGAUAACAUCGCCGAAGACACCAAUGAUCCCUUGACUGGGGUUCCUCCCAUUCACGCGCUUGCUCGGUCCAAGGAGACCUCUUUCUGGGAUCUUCUCCCGCCGAAGGAUACGUCCCGUGCGGUGGCUACCCAUGGCCUGAUGCAUAUAUUGGCGCUGGCAACGAAGGGAUUUCUUACGGUGCGGCAAGACGCGUAUGAGGACCUCAGCAAUGAGGAUGGCGUUCGGUAUGAAUAUGGGGAGAUCUUUGUGCGCUUGGCGGAGGUGUAA
Aspergillus terreus NIH2624 is the source of this 2133-nucleotide messenger RNA. Its product is annotated as Rad21/Rec8 N terminal domain protein. The transcript is spliced from 6 exons. NCBI's taxonomy places the organism in Eukaryota, Fungi, Ascomycota, Eurotiomycetes, Eurotiales, Aspergillaceae. The record is from RefSeq and is a predicted model, not a curated record. Gene Ontology annotation, cellular component: cohesin complex; synaptonemal complex. The coding region runs from base 1 to 2133 and encodes 710 amino acids. Gene Ontology annotation, molecular function: chromatin binding; protein binding. Gene Ontology annotation, biological process: synaptonemal complex assembly; mitotic sister chromatid cohesion; replication-born double-strand break repair via sister chromatid exchange.